Wasmannia auropunctata (little fire ant) is the source of this 1819-nucleotide messenger RNA. RefSeq names its product eukaryotic initiation factor 4A-III. Gene Ontology annotation, molecular function: ATP binding; mRNA binding; RNA helicase activity. Gene Ontology annotation, cellular component: catalytic step 2 spliceosome; nucleolus. The transcript has 5 exons. The record is from RefSeq and is a predicted model, not a curated record. The coding region runs from base 72 to 1280 and encodes 402 amino acids. Lineage: Eukaryota; Metazoa; Arthropoda; Insecta; Hymenoptera; Formicidae.
UCCCGGAGCAUCCCGGGACCCGGAGGCUUCACAGGCCGCAGUUCAGGACGCGUCUUUACGUUUUGGCGAAAAUGGCGGAGAAGUCACGUCGUGUGGCGCAAACGGAAGAUUUGUCGAAUGUCGAGUUUGAAACCAGCGAAGAUGUCGAGGUUAUUCCUACCUUCGACAACAUGGGUCUCCGCGACGAGUUGUUACGCGGAAUCUACGCUUACGGUUUCGAAAAACCGUCGGCCAUUCAACAACGAUCCAUUAAACCUAUCAUGAAGGGCAGAGAUGUGAUAGCUCAAGCACAAUCUGGUACCGGAAAAACCGCCACCUUCUCAAUUGCAAUCUUACAAUCUCUGGACACGCAGAUACGAGAGACUCAAGUUCUGGUUUUGUCCCCGACUCGAGAACUCGCCACUCAAAUCCAAAAAGUCAUUCUUGCAUUGGGAGAUUUUAUGAACGUACAAUGUCACGCUUGCAUUGGCGGUACAAAUCUUGGAGAAGACAUUAGGAAGCUUGAUUACGGCCAGCAUGUUGUGUCUGGCACACCUGGCAGAGUAUUUGAUAUGAUUAAGAGGCGAGUCCUCAGGACUAGAGCAAUCAAAAUGCUGGUACUGGACGAAUCUGACGAAAUGUUGAACAAAGGAUUUAAGGAGCAAAUUUACGAUGUGUAUCGAUAUCUACCACCGGCGACGCAAGUCGUUUUAGUUUCGGCCACUUUGCCGCACGAGAUUCUCGAGAUGACUAGUAAAUUCAUGACAGAUCCUAUCCGUAUCCUUGUAAAACGUGAUGAAUUGACAUUGGAAGGAAUCAAGCAAUUCUUCGUCGCUGUAGAACGAGAGGAGUGGAAAUUCGACACGCUCUGUGAUUUAUAUGACACGUUAACAAUAACACAGGCGGUUAUCUUUUGUAACACUAAACGUAAAGUGGACUGGUUGACGGAAAAAAUGCGAGAGGCCAAUUUUACAGUAUGUUCCAUGCAUGGAGAUAUGCCGCAGAAGGAACGAGACAACAUAAUGAAAGAGUUUCGAUCUGGUCAGAGUCGCGUGUUAAUCACAACGGAUGUAUGGGCGAGAGGAAUCGACGUUCAGCAGGUGUCGCUUGUAAUUAAUUACGAUCUGCCUAACAAUCGUGAAUUGUAUAUUCAUAGAAUAGGUCGGUCUGGACGUUUCGGCCGCAAGGGUGUGUCGAUAAACUUCGUGAAAACUGACGAUAUAAGAAUUCUCCGAGAUAUCGAGCAAUAUUACUCUACGCAAAUAGACGAAAUGCCGAUGAACGUGGCUGAUCUAAUAUAAAGUGCGAGAUUUAUGCGUAUGAAGAUUACAAUAUUUCGACGUACAAAGAUUUCUUUAACUCUUCGAUUAUGUGUUAAUGCGCAGGAGACAGUAUAAUUCUGUCAAUAAUAUCACAUGAUAACACUUUCCAAAUCAGUUUACUUGAAAACCCUUUAAUGUCAUCCCCUUAAGUUAUUUUUAGUAUAUAACUUACACUAUUCUUACAACAAUAAUAUAAUGAACGGAGAAAAGUAUCGUCACUUUUAUAUUAUGUUUGAUCAAAUAAAACUAUUUGAAUGUAGUAUGUAAGAAAAUUAGAUUAACUUUGUUUCUACAUCUACGUACAUCAAUGAUUACACGAAUUAGAUUUCUUUUUUUAUGAGAAUAAUUUUUUUUGUACACCCCUUACAGAAAUUUAAUGCAGUGCUUUUAGCACUCAAAAUAAGUAAUUUCCAUUAUUGGAUUUCUGAAAGGGACUACAAAGAUGUUGUAAUUGUGUAAAAAAAAAAAAACUGAGGAGCAAUGAGUAAAUUUUGUUAAUAAAGUAUUUUAUGACUUCA